AUGCCGCCCAAGAAGAAAGCGCGUGCGUCUCCCGAACCGCAGGCGGCCAAAACACCGACACCGACAUCCACGGCCGCUUCUCCCGACGAAGCAGCGCUCAAUGACCCCUGGACAGACGACGAGGAGAUUGGCCUGUUCAAGGGCUUGAUGAGAUGGAAGCCGACCGGUACGCCGUGAAGACGCGCGAUCGACACACGCAUCGCUGAUGGAGCUGCCAGGCUGAUGACCUGCAGGAAUUCAUAAACACUUCCGACUCAUGUGUCUCCACGCAUGGCUACUGGAGAACAAUCAUAUACAUCCUCGAAAUGAGCACACGAAGCCAGCCGGGAUCUGGCGGAAACUGAGCCAGAUGUACGAUCUACCCGCACUGGACGCGAGGGAAGACGCGCGACAGCUUUCUCCACUGAGGACGGGCGGAGAGCAAGACGAGAUGGACGAGGACAAAGGCAAUGCACUCGAUGACGACAUCUACAGUGUCGCGGCAAACAAGAUCGGUACUGACGAAUUUGAACUGCCGCCGGAUAAUGGCUUUGAAGAGGAGAUGUGGGAGAGGAGGCUUCCGAAGAAGCCAGACGAGGAGAUCGAUGCGGAGCUUGUCGAGAUCAACAUGGCAGCGGAAGCCCCCAUACGCUUCACUCCUAGCUUCAGUAUUGAGCCAAGUGAAGCGGCAACGCCUUCAUCAAAGGCCGUGAAGUCGAAGAGGGGCAAGGGUGGUCGUGCGGGUGUUGCCACAGCUCCGAGGAGGAGUACGCGGAAGACGGAAAGUGUAGCAGACAAAGAAGAAGAGAACGACGAAGAAGACCGAGAUGGCGAGGAAGAGAAGGAAGAGGAUGGAGAGGACGAGGACGAGGAAGAAAGCGGAGAAGAAGAGGAAGAAGCUUCUCAGGCUAGUACGCCUGGACCAAAGGGAAAGAGGACUUCCAAAGCUACGACAAGAAGCAAGACGGCCAGCAAAUCCAAAGGUCGAAGUCGAAAGGGAAGGUAA
Lecanosticta acicola is the source of this 985-nucleotide messenger RNA. NCBI's taxonomy places the organism in Eukaryota, Fungi, Ascomycota, Dothideomycetes, Mycosphaerellales, Mycosphaerellaceae. The record is from the annotation of a GenBank genome assembly.